This is a messenger RNA of Salvelinus namaycush (lake trout), 1137 nucleotides long. RefSeq names its product complement C1q-like protein 2. The coding region runs from base 87 to 755 and encodes 222 amino acids. NCBI's taxonomy places the organism in Eukaryota, Metazoa, Chordata, Actinopteri, Salmoniformes, Salmonidae. Gene Ontology annotation, molecular function: protein binding. The transcript has a single exon. The record is from RefSeq and is a predicted model, not a curated record.
GUCUGAAACAGGAUCUACAUCCUAGCUGUAUAAAAAUAGGAAGAUGAAACUCCAGAAUCAACACAGGUUCCUGAAUACAGGGAGAAAUGAAUACUACUGCAUUUCUGUUGGUUUCCCUGUGCUGCUGCUGCUGGCUGUCUGCGGCUCAAGAAGAGACCAAAAAGACUGAAAAUGAAGAUAAAGAAUGCCAGACAUCACAAGGCUCCUGCUACCCUGACUUGUGCAAGCUGCUGAAAGACUUCGGUGUCAUGCAGGAGAAACUGCGAACCACGGUGGAAAAAGUGGGAGUCAUGGAAACCCAGCUGAAAGUUAGCGAGAAUCAACUUGAGGAACUGAAAAAUAACGAGAGAAGGAAGGUGAUCUUUUCGGCUGCCCUGGGCGGGAAUGGGCACACCGGGCCAAUCGACCAUGACACUACCCUGAUCUACAAAGAGGUCAUCACUAACAUCGGCGGUGCCUACAAUCCAAGUACAGGGGUAUUUGCUGCCCCUAUUGCAGGGGUCUACUACUUUAGUUUCUUCUACCAUGCCGGAGGAAGUCAAGCUAAAUACAUCUCCUUGUUCAAGAAUGGACAGCGCAUGAUCAGUUCCUCUGAUCACCAGUGUAGCAGUGACGGAGCUGACAACGGGGCUAAUGCAGUCACUCUACAGCUGGAGGUGGGGGACCAGGUCUUCAUACGCCUAAUGGCUAACACUCACGUGUGGGACUCUGUAAACCACACGACCUUCAAUGGGUUCCUGCUCAAACAAGUGUGACGAUAAAUACAUUGGUAGCGUUUGUCCUCUGCUUUCUACUGUUGAUGAUAUUAUUAUUGUGAACAGCUAAUCUUUCUCACGUACUGUAACUCCUGUAUCCUAAUUCCUGAUGUAAUCUAUAUAUCCAUCAUAAUGUAUUCAAUAUAACCAUCGUAUUCAUCAUUGUGUAGUCUAUAUAUCCUUUUUGAUGUAUUCAGGCUGACAGUGUUGGCAAAAUACAUCGGUAGGCUAGCGCCGUCCUUUACUUCGUAGCUUGUGUGACAGCAUCUCCUAUCUUCUUUUGUUUCUGAUGUGAUGACUGUGUGUUGUUACACUCGUGUUCAACACCGAGACAAAACACCAUUGUUGAAAAGCAAAUAAAGUCUUUAAAAAAAAAAGAGAA